UGUUGAUAGCGCGCACACAUAUAGCCAGCCGUUUGGCCGUACUGGCGCACAUUCCGCCGUAUUCCAUAUUCCGUAUUCCGUUCGCCGUGGAGCGUGCAGAGCGCUUUCAGUCGCUGAUUUGACCGCCAAACAAACGCAACGCAGCUCGGCAGGUUUUAAGUUUACAAUCAAAUCGAAAUCGCUGGUUCGCAACAACACAAACAAAAAAAAAAAAAUAAUAAAAAGGACAAAGCGCGCUCUCCGGUCCACGGAAGUCAACAACAACUACAGCAGCAGCAGCAGCAACAACAUUAGCCGCCAGUGGCAGCAACAAACAACCAACAAUAACAAAUAAAAGCAAUUACCUAAAUAGUUGGUUUGUUUUCCCUCUUUUUUUCCAAGUUCCAAUCCUGCAAAAUAGUUGACAUUUUUUUUUCGGUUAAAUAAUACGAAAGCAAGAAAACAAAGCAAAUAAUAAUAAAUUAUACAAAAACGAAUACCGCAAACAAAAAACAUAUUAAAAUACUUAUGGCAAACUUUUGAAUAACCGAAACAAAAGCAACUACAAAAAUUGCAAAGUAAAACGAACUUGCGCAGCAAAAAAGUUUGCCACUAAAAGGCAAUAGCAGUCAAGUGCAACAGCAACAACAGCAACAACACACAAAUAACAAAAACAACAAGAACCACAGGAAAAGGUAGUAGAACAACAACAGCAACUAGGGAGCCGCAACAAGAACAACAUGGGAAAAAAGAGCUCCAAGUUGAAACAGGAUACCAUUGAUCGCUUAACAACGGACACAUACUUCACAGAGAAAGAAAUACGUCAAUGGCACAAAGGAUUCCUGAAAGACUGUCCCAAUGGCCUGCUCACGGAGCAAGGCUUCAUCAAAAUCUACAAACAAUUCUUUCCACAAGGCGAUCCCAGUAAAUUCGCAUCGCUCGUCUUUCGUGUCUUCGAUGAGAACAAUGAUGGCUCCAUUGAGUUUGAGGAGUUCAUACGCGCCUUAUCCGUCACAUCGAAGGGCAACCUGGACGAAAAACUGCAGUGGGCCUUCCGUCUCUACGACGUGGACAACGAUGGUUACAUAACGCGGGAGGAGAUGUACAACAUAGUGGAUGCGAUCUACCAGAUGGUGGGACAGCAACCGCAAUCGGAGGACGAGAACACGCCGCAGAAACGAGUGGACAAGAUCUUCGAUCAGAUGGACAAAAAUCACGAUGGCAAAUUAACAUUAGAAGAAUUUCGUGAGGGUAGUAAAGCUGAUCCACGUAUAGUUCAGGCGUUAAGUUUAGGUGGUGGUUAAAUCGAUUAACAAUGGCCGAUUACCGAUAGCCGACCCAAUUCCAAUUCCACAAAAACCAAGCGCGCAAUAAACUGAAAUAAAAAGAAAUUGAUACUGCAAGUUGAUCGUAACCCGCUAAAAAAAAAAACAAAAAUUUAUGGAAGUUUGUGGGUGGGGGCGGGUUGGUACGGUGCCACGCCCCCUUCCGCUUCGUUUGCAUUCGCUUCUCCACUCUUCACUUUCUCUUCUCUCCACGCUUUUCUCAAUUCCCGAUUCUCGAUUUUUGAUUCUCAAUUCUCGAUUCUCCGCGCGUCGCUUGCGACACUGAAGAUGAUAAUAAUUUUUUGAUUGAUAUAUGGAUAAAGAAUAACUAACGAGAUGGAAAUCCAAACAAACCGAAAACCGAAAAGAAAA
Drosophila erecta is the source of this 1676-nucleotide messenger RNA. RefSeq names its product frequenin-1. The record is from RefSeq and is a predicted model, not a curated record. The transcript is spliced from 8 exons. The coding region runs from base 720 to 1283 and encodes 187 amino acids. Lineage: Eukaryota; Metazoa; Arthropoda; Insecta; Diptera; Drosophilidae. Gene Ontology annotation, molecular function: calcium sensitive guanylate cyclase activator activity; calcium ion binding.